UAUAACUGUAACCUUGGUUUACUUCACAAAUUACUCUUAGUAUCACGAUGGGAAUGGCUACUAUCACUAAGAAUGUGAUGAAAGGUCUGGGCAUUUUUCUCAUGCUUCUGUCCCUGGUUUCGGCGACCAAGGUGAAGGAGCAGGCAUGGCGAGAACCCUGUGGUGGGCCCCCCGCUGCCCCACCCCCGGGCUUACCUGUACCUCCGCCAAUCACAACCGUUAACACCAUGAUUCCGAUUCUCGAAGAUUCUGUGUUUAAAGCCAACGAACUGAAGAAUAAAUAUCUGAACGAGAGAUUCUCAAGCAAAGAUAGGUUUAUAGCCAUGAUGAACGACUUCCACUUCGAGGGAAUGCCAGCUGUUUCUAUGAGUCUCUCGGAAAUUUCACAGUCACUUUCAAACCUCACCCUUGCUCAUCAAACUAACUACGAGAAGGUAUCCCGAGCCUUGGUAUUUUUAGAACAAGUUGCCCUUGACGAGGACUUGCUUGAGAGUUCAUCUUAUAUCGACGAUGUAUCCAGUAUUCAAAUAGGGGCUCUGAAUCUUCUCUGUAACAAACAGAAGUUGAUCCUCAACGCCGGGGCCGUCAUCAAUUACGUUUCGUCUUCGAUAAUGAAGGACGAUGUGAGGGGAUACAGCAACAUAUUCGAACGUCACGUUAGGGAUUAUAUCAUUGUAAAAGACGUGUACAGGCUACUGGAAACCAUGCUUACCCACGUUCAGGCUAUCCACAAUAGUCUCGCUGCGUAAGCACCACCGCGAGACUUGAACCCACAUUACUCAGGCUCUUCCCAGUUAGGGAAAUUGAACUACAGUAGAUUAUGUUAAUCGACUUGAUGUUUUGUAUUCAUACCUUAUAAAUAACAACGAAGAUGACGACGAACAAUGGUGACGAAUGUUCAGUUUGAUGAAAACACCGUGAUUUUGUGUACGUAAAUCUAUAUUUUAUCUUUUGUAAAAUGAUAUACAAUAUUUUUUUUCUGAUACAUUUAUUCAUAUACAAUGUUUCAAAGUAAUCGUGAAUGACAAUAUUUACAUCUGUGUAAUAACCAAUUUGUCGCGUUAUUUGCUUGCCUUAUGCUCUCAUCAUUGUUUUUAGUACAUAUGCAUUCAGAUUGAGAGUUGUCAUGUGUAACCUUUGACGGGAGAAAUUUGAAAGGAUCGCAAGAGGUUUCCCGAUACAAUUCAGUAUAUAUAUAAUGGGAGCAAUAAAUUAUGGUCACGUCCUACAUAUAUAUACGUAUAUAUUUAGCCAGGUAGUGUCUUAAUACACGUGUUCAUAUACUACAGGUCUUUUCUGGUAAAAUGUACGACUUAAACAGGUUCCACUGGCCAGUGAAACCUGUUUAAACUUACAAUCACAUACGGAAAAGGAUAAUACAUGAGUAAAAAUAUACACGAUGAGAUUAAUAUGAACACUGCAUUAACACAGGAUUCCGGUUUAAAGUGGCCAAUCUAGAUACGUUUCAUUAUUUAUAGAUAUUAUUAUGUUAUCAAAAUGUACAUGGCUUUUCAUUAUCAUUUAAUCAUAAAAUCUCAUGU
This is a messenger RNA of Mizuhopecten yessoensis (Yesso scallop), 1541 nucleotides long. RefSeq lists its product as uncharacterized. The record is from RefSeq and is a predicted model, not a curated record. NCBI's taxonomy places the organism in Eukaryota, Metazoa, Mollusca, Bivalvia, Pectinida, Pectinidae. The transcript has 4 exons. The coding region runs from base 48 to 749 and encodes 233 amino acids.